UAUUAGAGUCAUCCUCUCACGAGGUUCCGGUCGCACAACGCGAGAUGGCCUGCAUCAUGUUCGUCGCCAUCUUGUACACCACAUGACCUCGUUGGCGUGUCCCGUGACCAGCUCACGUGAAUUUUGACAAAUUCAAACGUUUUUUUUUUUUUCGUGGCGAAGAAAUGGACAUUUUGGGACAGCAUAUCGAGUCGCAGGAUGCAAGCGCCGUAAAGGACGACAAUGGUACGGGGAUUGUUAUAGAGGAAGCGGAAUUCGUGGAUUGCGAAGGAGAAACUGUCGGGGAGGAUGACAUGCGUUACCAGGAAGCCUUAGCGUACAGGGUUGUUCAAGUGAACAGCACGGCUGCUAUACAGUCGGCCAACGAGAUAGAACUACCAGUAUCACAGCCAGGGAGCAACACUGUGCAAGUGCUAACCUCACCUCUGAACGGGCAGUUUUACAUCGUCGGGAAUGCCAACGAUGUUUUCACCACAGCGCAGACAUCUAGAUCCCUAGUGCCAAGGGCGACUACGUUGCAAAUAGAAACGUCGAGGAAUUGCACCACUGGAUUGAAGAAGAGAGACGACAGAAGGAGGGCAACGCACAACGAAGUCGAGCGUCGGCGUAGAGACAAAAUAAACAAUUGGAUCUCGAAGUUGGGCAAGAUCAUACCCGAGUGCAAUGUGGGCACAACUACUAACGGUAGCGGCAACAGCGGGGAGGGGAAGGCGAACUAUGAGACUCAGAGUAAAGGAGGCAUCUUGGCGAAGGCUUGCGAGUACAUAGGGGAGUUGCGUGCAACCAAUCAAAAUCUCAACCAGUGUCUGCGGGACAACGAGAAGCUGCGGCAGGAGAUCACUGCGUUGAAGCAGCUGAUAAACCAAUUGAAGCACGAGAACCAUCAACUCAGGUCGCAGAUCACAAGCACGACCGGCAACUCUGUCGAAGUUGUACACCUGAGUCCUUAAGCUUCCUCUAAUUCGUAAGACAGUUCUUUCUGUAAAUACUAGGACUUGCGAGUUGUUUCUCCUCGCACGGAAUACGUACACUUGAUUCAUCGUGCGCGUCGUUCGUUCCCCCUUAUGAAAGGUAGGAAAUCCGGAGAAGUGCUCGAAAAAGCGAGAGCACAAACGGGACACCGAGUGUACGUAUGUAUGAGUGGUCUGGACGGCGCGCUCGAUUUGGGGAAGCGCCUAAUUUCGAUGUUGAGAGACGCGCGUGGUGCCGUGUUUGUCGAAUUUUCUGUUCUCUGACGUGACUGCACUAAACUUCGCAAAAUUACAGUAUUCCAAUUCGCUGUACAAAUAUCAAGUUGGGUGCUUCUAAGUGAUCAAGUCAUAACUGCACACAGUCACAAUCUCACGUCGGCAUUUGUACAAACUGUUCCCGUCACCAUUGGUCGAAAGCAUUACGAAUUUCCAUAGACCUUAGAUUUUCUCUGGCGCGAAAUGAAUUAGCAACGAGAGGAAUAACGAAGAGAACUUUGUAUUGUUAUGUAAUUACUUUGUUGCGUAAGAUACGAAAUGGUUGCGAUGUCUAGAAAGAUUGGCAACCCUCUUUGGGGUCAGACAGUCUGUAUCAAUUGUACAAGAAUCUAGAGUACUAUAGUUAUAUCAAUGAUUAUAUAUAUUUAUUAAAAGUUUUUCCAGAAAUUUUUGGAUAUGUUUUUAAUCGCGUAUUGAAUAAAUCUAAUAACAUGGUAGACGAUGAAAUUCAUGGUAUCGGUAACAGCCGUGUAGUUAUGACUGUUAUCUGGAAGGCCUGUGAACACGGAAAUGACAUUCGCAAAACAGGUCAAUCGUAACUGGUAUACGUGGGCGAGUCAAGGCUGUGAAUGUUGAAGGGUCAGCGCGUGGUCUCUUUAUUUUUCUUUUUUCAUUAAAAAUUGAAGAGAAAAAUAAUUCGAGCGGUAUAGUGCAGCCCGGGAUUCACCUUUGAAGAAGAGCGGAUUUUUGUUGACUAAUUGACAGUUAUGUGACUGUGGUGUGCAGAGAUCGUUGAACAUUUUUUAUUUUUAAUACUGUUUUCGUAGAUGAUACCUAGGACGAGUUAAGAUCGAAAUUGUACAAUAUAGAUUAACUACAUACUUACGAGUGUGUAUUUAUACAUAUAAACACAUAGGAUGUUUCAUUAUUAAUGGCGUUCGUUUCAGAGACAGGGAUUUAAAGGGAUAAGGAACCGACAGAAAGAUCCGCACGAAAUAUGCGAAAUUAAACAUGUCUUUUGUAUUUUUCGUGCUUACAAAUAAUGUCACAUAUCGAAAGGUAAUUAAGAUGUGUGCCAACUUCGUUUCUGAAUUCUGGAUCCGUUUCUGAGAUGGAUGCCCGCGCCCUUAUUCUGUAAUUUUUAACGUAUAUACGUUACACUUCAUCUCCGCGCGGGCGAGAUAUAUCACGUUUAAAUAGCUGUGCAACGAUACGUUAACGAAAGUUUCGUUACAAGUUACAAAAUAAGGGGGCUAAUGAGAAGUCCCGUGUAUGUGGAUGGACAUACACACGUGCAUAGAUCUGUGCGCACGUGGCAAUAAAAUAUUUUUUUCAAUGCGAGUUCGAUUCUGCGGGGAAAACAAGCAAGGGAGGGAGGGAGGGAGGGAGGGAGAGAG
Molecule: messenger RNA, 2584 nt
Organism: Dinoponera quadriceps
Lineage: Eukaryota; Metazoa; Arthropoda; Insecta; Hymenoptera; Formicidae
Product: upstream stimulatory factor 2-like
Exons: 5
Coding region: 165-950 (261 amino acids)
Biological process (GO): regulation of transcription by RNA polymerase II
Molecular function (GO): protein dimerization activity; DNA-binding transcription factor activity, RNA polymerase II-specific; RNA polymerase II cis-regulatory region sequence-specific DNA binding
Source: RefSeq, a predicted model, not a curated record